CAGAACCAAGGACGGUGCUAAAUGGUCUCGAUUUUCUCCGAGUUUUUGCAGCACCUCUCACUCUCAGAGACUCCGGCUGUAUGUCUCCACGAAAGCCUUCACUUCCGGGUCGGUUCCUCAUUAUGAAGGCACCGGUUUACUCCGGUCGUUCCUAGGUUUUCUCUGCCGCUGCCUCGACCUUCACGCCGACGCUGCUGAGCUCUUUUUUCGCAGGCUCUCGAGUUCCUUCUGUCCGGUGCCCGGCGCUCUUUCCUGUCGCCCUCUUCACUUUUUCGCCGAUCUCCUUUCUCUCCACAUUUCCGCGACGCAACUCCUCUUCGACAGAGGAGCAACGUGCGAACUCCGUCCGCGCUGUCUUGUCUAGUCGUAUUUAGCGCAUGCAGCCGUGCUUUUGUGCUGACUACGCGCCUCGUUGACCGAAGCUGCCAGUUUUUUCUCGCUGUGUUUCCACCACCGAGUCCACGCAGGUCUGUCGCACUUCCCGGAACGUUUUUUCUCCGCGUUCCGGGAGAUGCCGUGGCGUUGUGAGGAGCGAAAGACGCAGAAACGGCGCUCGUUUGUCUUUUCAUUUGAGGAAGGCAGGUUCACAGGGAAAAUGUUCGACUCUCUCGAUUGCGUUCACUGUUUCCGCCGCCGUCGUAUUUUCAAGUCAGAACUGAAGGCCGCUCGUGACCUCUGAAAGAGGCCUCCCUCCUCUCCUUCCUCUUCUUUCUGUGCUUCUCUCGGUUGUCUUCUUCUCCUCUCUGUCUGCACCUCGCGAAAAAAAAACUUCUGGAGUUCCCGUUGUCUCUCUCACCGCAGUGGCUUUCCACUUUUUCUCUCUCCAUGUUUCCUGCUGCCUGUCUCCCUUCCUUGCCUCUCUCUCGUCCUCUCUCGCAGUGCCUUCUGUCCACUUUCGAACUUGCUCUCCGUGUGCUUCUCUGGAUAUUGUAGAAGCAGUUUCUGCGUUUUUCUUGAUUUCUAAGACGCGAGAUACACCGGACGCAGCGGUGUCAACAAGGCGCUCACGUCGCCAAGAGAAGUCUCCUCUCUGCAGCUCUCUGCUCUCUGUCGACUCCUUCGAUUUCCAAAAGAUGGCAGCUGCGUCCCCAUCUGCUCCUCCUCCCCCGCCGCCAACACACCAUGUCGUUGUUCCUCGGCCCCCUGCGGGUCCGCAGUUCUUCGUUGACCAGAAGCGAGGCGAGCUGUAUGAGUUGCGGCAAGUCUUGCGGAGCUUGCCGACCGAGAGGGAUGUGACGAAGCAGCGCGACGCUCUGAAAAAGUUGAUUGCCUACAUGACGGUCGGUCUCGACGUCAGUCGUCUCUUCGCAGAUGUUGUCAUGCUCGCCUCCACAGCCGACCUCGUUCAGAAGAAAAUGAUUUACCAGUACCUCACAAACUACGCGGAUACGAAUCCUUCUCUCUCACUCUUGGCCAUCAAUACAUUCCAGAAGGACUGCAACGAUGAGGACCCGCGACUUCGAGGCUUGGCACUUCGCAGUCUCUGCUCUCUGAGGCUGAGCUGCAUGCUCGAGUACAUCGAACCUGCCGCGCGCAAAGGCGCUUCAGAUCCAAGUCCUUACGUCCGUCGAGCUGCAGUCAUGGGCAUGUUGAAAGUCUGCAAGUUGCUCCAGGAGUUGAUGGCGACGGACGAGGAAUCGUCGCUGCAACGCAUCGACGAAAUUCGUCAGCGUCUCCACGAGGCGCUCUUUGACGACGACCCGCAAGUGACAAUCAACGCGAUCUGCGCGCUGAACGAAUUAGAGGCCGAGACCGGCGGUCUGCAGGUGACGAAGAAGAUUGCGACUCACUUCCUGAACAGAAUCAAGCGCUUCUCCGAGUGGGGGGUCUGCGUCAUUUUGAAUUUGGUUGCCUCCUACCAGCCGGAGACCGAGGAAGAAGCUUUCGACGUGAUGAACAUUUUGGACGACAAAUUGAAGAGCUCCUCGGCAGCCGUCGUGCUCGGGUGUGCCAACUGUUUCCUCGAACUCACUCGGGGGAACGCCGAACUGAGGAAGCAAGUUUACUGCCGCCUGAAGCCUCCGCUCUUGACUCUCGCGACGACAGGGUACCCUGAGAUCGCCCACACGAUUCUCCGUCACAUUCUCCUCAUCGUUCAAACAGGGGGCGAGGACGCCGUCGAGAUCUUUGCAGGCGAAAGCCGCCAGCUCUUUUGCCGAUACACCGAUCCGUCCUAUUUAAAAGCUACGAAGCUGCAAACGCUCGCUGCUAUUGCCACCGAAAACAACUGCGUGGACAUGAUCGCAGAGAUACGCGAGUACGUUUGCGAUGCAGACGCAGACAUCGCCCGGCAGAGCCUUGCUGCUCUUGGGGUAAUUGCUUGCAGAAUCCCCUCUGCAGCAGACGACGUUGUCACUUUGCUUCUGUCUUUCGUGGAGAUGGAACUCGCAGACUUCCUCGCCUCCGCCGCCUUCGUCAUUCUUCGCGAUAUUCUCCGAAAAUACACGAAAAUGAUUUCUCGUCUUGUCGAAGCUAUCCGAAUCUAUGCGUUGCGGCUGUCGGACGGCGAGGGCGUCGCCGCAGUCGUUUGGAUGCUCGGAGAAUUUUCGAAAAACAUUGACGACGCUCCUUACAUUUUGGAAGAGAUUGUCGAUCGCUUUGACGAGGAACCACCAGUCGUCAGAAUGGAACUUCUCACGGCUGCGACGAAGACCUUCUUCAACUAUCCCGGGGAAAUGCAGCCGAUCCUGGGCAAACUCCUGGAGAAGGCAGUCAAUGAUACGUCGAAUCCGGACAUCCACGACAAGGCCCUAUUCUACUACCGUUUUCUGAAAACAAGUUUGCAGGACGCUCGACGCAUUCUUUCAACGCCCUUGCCACCGGCUGAAGAACUCGAGUCCUCCGCAGAUCGAGAGCUCUCUGAGCGUCUCCUGGAAGAGUUCAACUCUCUCGCCGUUGUCUACCGACUUCCGAGCUCCGCGUUCCUCUGCGUCUCGCCGAUUCCGUUUCGAGGAAAACUGGCUCUCCCCGCCAACGCGUCUGCUGCGAAACGCGGCGCUCUCGCCCCCGCUCUCUUUCUGGACGGUCGCGAAGGCAGAGGCACUGAGAGAGAACAAGAGAGAGAUCAACAGAGAGAGCGAGCGAGAGAGCGAGCGAGAGAGAGGGGAGAGAACGACUUAGACGCGCUCGAAGUGAGGCAUGAAUCGUUCAGAGAGAGUGACGAGAGGAGACAUCUCAGCGAAGAAUCGCAGGGAGAACAGAGAGGCAGGUCGAAUCAACUGGGAGACCUGCUGCUUGCGCUGGAGGCAGAUACCGCAGCUGAUCUUUUGGACAGACAGCGAGAAGACUCUCGUGACAACGGCGCUCGAGUUUCUUCCGGCGCCAGCCGCGAAGCCCCCGCGUCCGACCGUCUGCGUCUCGCCUCCUCGGUGACCCUCGACUCCGCAACGUUCCAGCGUCUCUGGGAGGAGGCGGAAGACGCGCAGACGCUGAACGAAGUACAUGCUGUUCCCCAGUUUUCUCCUUUCCUCUCCGCGGCCGACGACGUUCAGGCUCUCGGCGACGCCUUUGAAGUCGCUGCGGCGCAAAGCAGGAUCUUCACCAUGGCUUCCGGUGUUCUCGGGGACGUAUUAAAGAUGUUUUUUUACGGCGAAGACGAAGACGAGACCUUGUAUUUGUGUGAACUGCAGCUGACGCUCGCGCCUCCUGAGGCACCCGAGUUGAGUCUGGCGGUAAAGGCGGCGGCACCGAAGUCGGACUUCUCUGCGACUGGGAAACCCUCUGAAAUCAAGUCUUCGAGGCAGAGAGAAUUCGCUGCCGUUCUUCGCAGAGCUCUCGACAGACAUGCAGAAUUCCGGACGAGCCACAAUUUGGUGUGAAGAGAAAACGGAGGCAAAGCGAAGAAAAUGACAAAAGGCGACAGAGAAGGCGCAGCAGAAAGGAGAGCGGAGACGGAGAAGAAGAACAGAAUCAGAGGGAGGGAGGGGGUUGAACAAGCACACAAACGCGUGGUAGAGAGAGGGAAAAGAAAAGGAAACUGAAAGAGAGAGAAGAAGGACUAGAUACUGGAGAGGGAGGGAAAAAGAUUCGAGCGAAGAUGAAAUAGGAAGACAGGAGAGAAGAGUGGAUGUAUCCUUGUUGUUUCAAUAUUUACGAAUUGUUGUUUUAGCGUCUGCUUUCCGACCUCUCUCUGGAGUGCCUGUGUCCACUCUUCUAAAUCGUUCGUCUCUCUCUGCUUUUCUUUUCAUUUUUCGAGUCCUGCUGCUCUCAAGAGGUUUUCAACAAUCACGCAACUCUGCGCUCGCUUCUUAGACAUCCCUUUUUUCAACUCUGUGUGUUUUUGGAAGAAACUCUCAGCAACUUUUUGAAGAAGAGCUUUUCUACCACAUCCACGUAAAAGCAAUUCUGUCUACAGGGAGAUCAACGAUGUGGAGGCGAAAAGUCAUGUGUCUUCGUCUCGACAGGUUGCUUCUUUCGUGAAGAGCGAGACCGCUGAGCGGCGGCGUACAAGCGUUUGCGAGAAGACAAAAAAGCAACUCGAGAUACGUCCGCAAGGACUGGUCUGCGGUGGGCGUCGCUCUUGAAAAAAAGGCUGGGAGCGCCGAGAAAGGGGAAAGUAUUUUGACUUUUCUGACGGAAAAAGGAAAUUGAAGACUGCAGGUUUCAGUCGACGACGUCCACACACACGCGGCGAGGGAUGUCGGAGACCCUCUGCUUCGCAGCGGGGACUCUAGUCCUUUGUCUUUUUUCUACUCGUAGGGAGAAUGAAGGGAAAGAAGGCGAGAGCCGAGGAUAGGAACAGACAAGGAAGAAGAGAGAGAGGGGGAGAACAUCAUGACGACGAAGAAAGAAGCGAGAAGACGAGAGAGAAGUGAUGCUGAGAAAGACCUGGGGAGGAGACUCGAGAAGCUGGAAGAGAAGGGGAGAAGAAUCAAGAGGCGGCAAUUCGAGAGAGACGCAUGACGAGCAAAGAUGAGAAGAAAGAGGAGAGAAGAGUCGAGAAAAAUACAGUGGAGGCGAGCACAGGCAGGAGAAAGGAGAAAGAAGCAUGCGGAGACACUAGUCAAGAAGAAAGGGAGAGUCGAAUCUGUGUCGAGGUG
Toxoplasma gondii ME49 is the source of this 5039-nucleotide messenger RNA. Its product is annotated as HEAT repeat-containing protein. The record is from RefSeq and is a predicted model, not a curated record. The coding region runs from base 1074 to 3818 and encodes 914 amino acids. Gene Ontology annotation, cellular component: clathrin adaptor complex; membrane coat. Gene Ontology annotation, biological process: intracellular protein transport; vesicle-mediated transport. The transcript has 21 exons. NCBI's taxonomy places the organism in Eukaryota, Apicomplexa, Conoidasida, Eucoccidiorida, Sarcocystidae.